CAGGAAAAAACAGCAAAUUCUUCCAGAAAAAGCACCGUAUAUCAAUGCUGUCUGCAAAAAUCGCAGUAUGAUGCAAGUCAAGCAAUAACAACCAUAAUACCUGAACCAACCCUGGCUUCUCCUAUGUUGAUUCGGCCUUAAAUGAGUACGUGAUGUGGUGGGUAUGCUUCAGCACCAAGGGGAUAAAGGAGGUCCGGCGUGGUGCCCAUCAUGUCACUCAUUUGUGCGCCUUUCCAGCCUUAAGUGCUUUGUGUUGUGAUCGAAACGUCGUAGUUUUUUGUUAUUUUUUGUUAUUUUCUUUGAACCUAUCUCCGUGACUUUACCAAAAGACCCAAAGAAUAGUCUGUAAGGCUAUACAGGGGAUCUUUAUGUAUAUGCACUGUAUGUGUUUGUGUGUUCUUCUGAACAUUGGUGUAGUAGUGGGUGUAUUGCACUGUGAAGCUGGUGAUCGGAGUGAUUUUUGGCUCCUGCUGACAUCAGUCGAAAGCGGUGUCUGAUCCUGUGCUGGGCCCUGGGCUGUCAGAUGGCAAGGUUUUGUGCACAAUUUGGAGGAUGAGGGGUUGCAUAAGCUGCUGUGAAAUAUUCAGAAAAAAAAAGCUUGAAAACAAAUGUGUGAUUAUUGUUUUGCUCGACUUUGGCAAAUUGGGCGCUUUUGGCCUUUUUGUCCAGAGGUGUAAUUUAUCUUUACCAACACAAUCCGUCAGCCCUGCCUUGGACUCCCUUCCAUCGACUUGGCCUUAAAUGUGUAUCUGGUGUCAUGUAUAAAUAUCAGCAACUGCAGAGACGAAAGGCAUUCAGGCGUCCUCGCCACGCCAGUCACUUAUGCUCUGGCCUACAUAAUUGGUGAUCGCUGACUGAACUUGCUCCAAUCGUCUAUACGGUGGGUCUUUGUAUGGUACACAUCUCUCUUUCUGUCAUGCAAAACCCUCAUCAACGUAGGGUGCCUUAGCUUGGCUCUCAAUAUGUAAGCCAAAUCCACACAAUCAUAUAUAAUAAUUCUACAAAUCCCAAAAACAACGUGCGUUGUUAAUGAAAUGCCCCUAAAUUUGACACGGCACUUUUUGCGACCAUUCAGUGAAUCAAUUGGAGCGCUGCCGAGAUUUUAAUCAAUUUCACGAUUAGUCGAGAGACGCUGCCCUCUACUCUUACUCGCAGCUCACAUUGGCUGCGUUCACUUGUCGCUUGCUCACUCUCCUGCCGUGAUAUUAAUAACUCCUGUCAUUAGAGCCCUGUACCUCCCCCCCCCAACCAGAAAAUACUUAUCCACUCCACAGCACUUGGUGAGCAGAGAGCACGGAGCACCGUUAGACACAAGAUGGCGGCAGAUGAGUUCCCCGGAGCGGCAAGUCAGCGGGGGGUCGAUGGACCCGGGGGAACCGAAUAUCACGUGGGAGUUUACGGGUGGCGCAAGCGCUGCCUCUACCUGUUGGUGCUGCUGCUCACAGUUAUCCUGAUUGUCAACCUUGCGCUCACCAUGUGGAUCCUCCGCGUCAUGCACUUCAACCUGGAUGGGAUGGGCCAUCUCAGAAUGUCCGAGGAUGGCCUCCGUCUCGAGGGAGAAUCCGAAUUCCUGCUCCCCCUGUAUGCCAAGGAGAUACACUCACGCAAGGAGAGCCCACUGCUCAUGCAUUCAGCUCGGAACGUGACGGUGAACGCACGCAACUCGGAUGGGCACGUGACAGGCCGACUCACAGUGGGAGCGGAUGCGCUUCACUAUGAGGGCUCACGUUUCGAGAUCACCUCGCCCCAGGGCCGACCUCUGUUUGUGGCCUCUGAUGACGAGGUGGUGGUCGGGGCCGACCGCCUACGGGUUACCGGGGCCGAAGGAGCCAUCUUCGAGCACUCGGUACAGACACCGCAGAUCAGAGCGGAGGCCUUCAAAGAACUCAAGCUGGAGGCCCCGACGAGGUCUCUGACCAUGGACGCACCCAAGGGAGUUAGCAUCCGGGCCGAGGCGGGCGGGCUCGAGGCAAUGUGUCGAACGGACAUCACCUUGCAGUCCACAGAAGGCUCGGUGGUGCUCGACGCUGCACGUGUGCUUCUGCCGAAAUUGCCCGAGGGCACAAGGGGGUCAGGAGGGGCAGUGGGAGGUGCGGGGGGCCCCGUGUACGAGGUUUGUUCAUGCCCCAAUGGGAAGCUGUACCUGGCAGAGGCUGGGCCCCGCUCCACCUGCCUGGAGCAAAGUGGCAUCUGUCAGUAGCGCAAAAUGUGCUUGCGUGCACACACACACACACAUAAACCUGCAUACACAUGGACAAGCGCAUGCACACGGUAUAGACACGUAACAACAACUGCCUUUCACCGCGAAGUGGCGGUAACGUCACCACGGCGCUUGUGCCAUUUAAGGUGCACGUAGAUACAUACACAGGGAUGCACAGGAAUUCACAGAUGUGCACAAUUACAGAUGCGCACAGACAGCUGGAACACACAAACGCGCACAGAUGCAUGCACAGUAUAAACUUAUGCGCACACAUAUGCAGACAGAUGCAUAGACACAUUCAGAUGUGCACACAGUGAUACACACAGAUGAGCACAUUUUUAUCACACACAAAGGCAGAGAUGCACAUGCAGCCUUAUACUCAUUGUGUACACAGAGAUGCAUGCAAACAUGCAGAUAGAUAUGUGGGAAGACAUAGAUGCAUAGACACACAGAGAUGCAGAUACAAUUGGGUGCUCGAGUACACACAAAUGCAACAAACUUAGAGGUGGUGACACCACUACAGCACCUGCGUGAGGUUUAGUCUGCACACACUCAAGCACACCAUGCACAACCAUGCAUACACACUCAAGCACUAAUAUAUGGACUCGCACAUCCGCUCGUAAAUCUGUUUACGCAUAUAUGCUCACGUGCAUACAGGCAUAUACACAUACAAUGUGACACUGGUUCACACGCAAUCACAUUCGUUGAAUAGCAUACCCACUCAUGAAUACACAAGGGUGUACAUACGUACAUAUAUAGUGUUAUUAAAACAUUUUUUUAAAAAAGGGAACUAUUUUUUUGCUUAAAGGAAAAUAAAAGUUGACACUUUGACCAGCACACUUUCUGCAUUUAUAUUUAAAACUAUAUUAACAAAAAUCCCCAAUUUGUUCAGGAUUGACCGUUGUGGCAAUCACGAGUUUGCAAGUGUCUGUUAAAGGACAGCAUUACACGGGAAGGAUUCGGUGUGACUAGCGCCACGCACAACCAACAACCAUUAUCUCCCACGCAGAUAUUCUCAAGGCCCCAGGUAUUUAGUUUAGGCUGAGAUAACCUAGGGGAGAGACUCAUGCCCAGUUCACUUACCAACUGCAAAAUCUGCAUCAUGAUCAAGAAUUGAACCCAGGUUCAUCUGGGAUUGCAGUCUAUUGCACAAACCGCUAUGCCUCUGCUACUGCACAUAACAAAGAUCCCUAUUUAACCAUAGACUGUUGGAGCCAGUGCUGUUAGCGAGUACCUAUUAAGGUCACCAUAACAUGAAAAGGUGUGCGAGCCAGCACUCGUACAUGCCUGGCCACCUUUAUAUCUCGUUAUGAUGUUCAUACGCUGCACCAGAUGCAGUCAUUGUCGACCGAGUCAAGUUAAGGUAGGCCCAGACCAAAUUUGAUUCCUAUACCACGGUUCCUGAAAUCAAACUGGUAUGUCAGGAUGGUUGUGCAUUGCAUUUGAUACACACAUGACAUUUCAUUUACACGUACACAAACAUGCAUACAUGUAUAUACUGUAAUCUCAUUGACACACACACACACACAUGUACAUAGUCAUACACGCAUAAAUAUUUUACACUACCACAUGCACAAAUUGGUUAAUUCGCAUUCAGAUACGUACACAUAGUAUACACGUAACCCGCUUAUACUUAAUAACACGUACCCACACACACACAUACACGAGUCUUGUAAAACACGUGUGUUUGUACAUUGUGUCUUCCCGGUCGUCAUGGUGUUGUCGCUCUCGUCGCUGCUCUGUCAUCGCAAAUGUUCGAUCCCAGACGCAUUUCACCCGAUCCCCAGGGCCCUUGUAACGCUGCCUCGGAGAGGUGACCAGGUGGCUCGAGAAGCUUCUUAAUGGCCAUGUUGGAGCGCUAAGAUCAACACCUGCUUUCCUAGGCUCAAUGAAUGAAGCUGCAUAUCUCCCUCUUUGUCAGGUGGUUCCUAAUGGCUGUAUUGGAAGCGCUGAAGCAGCACAUUGGAGGUCCUUGGUUCAAUCUACAUGGCUAGAUGUCUGAGGUGUUCACAGUUAUCCGUAGUAGUGACAUCACAGGCAUCUGCAGUGGACAACCACUGUACUUCAUGCUUCUGUCAAAAACAGCCUUCAUGGGUCUACCACUGCUGGGUUGCACUCGCUUCAGCUAUGUGGAGGUGUGGUUCUCUCCAUGUCUCAUGUCAACUCUCAAGGAGACUCGAGGCUUCCCCUUGAGACUCCGGUUUUUCACAAUGUUGAGUGUCUCACGGCCUUGCAAUGGAUUCUCACAUGUUUUGUUUACCUGAAAUUAAUACUCAGUCCAAUUUAUUGCAGUGCCUCACUGGCGGCUGCUGAUGGUUCAGGUCGUAUGUAAGGGUCAGCUCAAAAGUUGUCUUUACAAAGAGCCUUUUCUGAGAGAGUCAGGAAAGUAAUAACUAUUAAAGGUUAUUUAAUUUACUAUGGGAGUGUUCACGAAGUAGUGCACAUUAGCGUAUUGCUACUAUGGAAACUCAUUUAGUAACACCCCCCCCAAAUUUUCUCAAAGUGUACUCGCCCUUGCAGUCACAUUUCUGUGUCUCAGUUUCUUGGUUUCCCUCAGUUUCUUGGGUUUUCCCCAAACUUUUUCGCUCAGUCUCAUAGAAUGUGUUGAACCCUCUGGGGUUGGUAAGUGUGAUGUAUCUUUCAAAUGAGCUGAGAGGCAGGGUUGACUGAAUUAAACUUACGACUCCCUGUUCCUAACAUGGCCAUUGAGUGCCCUGAGAGGCAGAGCCACCCUUGCUGACUCCACUCACUGUUAAUUCGUUUUAAAUUGGACAUGAACAUACAUUUUUUUUACACUAGACUGGAGAAUCAGUUUGUCCCUCCCAAGUGCUUGGUGUGUGUUGCCUCCCCCCAUCAUUGUUGCAAGAACAAACAAAAAAAUCUAUGCAAGCUGUUGAGUGUCGCAAUACAAAACCAAAUGUAUUUUAAAAUACUAGUAUUCCUGUUAUUAUUGCUGUUACUAUUAUAGUUACGGUUAGUCACUCAUAUGACAUUAUUUAUUAUGAUUUAAAGGCAAAGUAUCUCAUUGGGCAGAAUGGCCUUCUUGCCAUUCUUGGUCGGUGGUGAAAAUUCCACGACUGGCAGCAGGGAGUAUAAAGACGACAGCCACUGCUCCGUCAUCCCUGUUUAAAGCGGUGAAGCCUCUGAUACCAGAUCACUGAAUCAAUCCCUUGGGGAAUGAUGAUGGGGUUAAAUCAACAUUUGGUCAUCUCAAUUCAGGAUUUGAAGCCCUGAUGCUCAACUGUUAUCACAUUAUUACUCAUAAGAUUACAAGCUGUCGGUGUAUAAGGCUGCAAAUGUUAAGGUUUGUAGUACAGUGCUCAAAUGGGACCCUUUGGGACCCUCUGGCUCAAUUAAAAGUCAUAGCUUUGAGUCACAGGUUUAUACACAAGACUAUACUUCAUUGUGCACAUUCUGUUGUGCCAGAUUAAUAUGAACUCAAAAACAGUGCCAAUUUUCCCAUUUUUGAUAAUUAACAUUGGCACAUUUUCACCAAAAAACAUCUGACAAAUUUCUAUUCAGAUGGUAAUUGGGCCCUAAAUAUUACACAAGUCAAAGGGUAUCCUUGCUCACACAACCUUGAAGUAGUGCUCAUCAUCAUUGGCAGCCCUGAGCCUGUGGUAGAAAUUGCUAUGACAGGACAAUAGGAGAGCCAACUGCUGGCUUCGCAAAGUUAUAGUUACUGUCAAUCCCAGUAGGAAUAUGGGGUGAGUCAAGCACCAAGCAGGAUUUGAACACGGUUCCGAAUGAAGCGUUCUUACCAUUGCCGUAUGGGUGGUUGAAAUGCAGUAUAUAGGUACGAAUUUACAAACAGCAUCACACAGGGCUCAGUUUUACCAGACAGGGUUUUAAAGUUUAAAAGUGGGCAAAUUAUGUAAAUAAUAAGUCAUGUUUUUGACUGCUAAAAAGGGAUUAAAAAAAACAAUGGAUGUAGUAAAUAUGUAUUUUGAAAAGAUAUUGUAUAGAAGCCUUUGCUAAAAUAAUGCAUAUUAAAAACGUGGGGGAACCCCCAUGAAAAUGCCGGUUAUAUUUUGAAGAAUUAAAGUGUUGUGCAUUUGUGUCGCGUUUGUAUUGUCACAUGAACCCACACACUGUUGGAUAUUAAAACUGGUCACAUUAGUAGUCAUUCCCAAACUAAUAUCCAUCCCCUGUAGGGCUGUAGUUUACAGCUAAGAGGAAAUUGGUGAGCACAUCAAACUGGCACCCCAAUAAAACGAAGUCUUUGUA
Messenger RNA from Petromyzon marinus (sea lamprey), 6427 nucleotides. Its product is annotated as gamma-sarcoglycan. Gene Ontology annotation, cellular component: sarcolemma; sarcoglycan complex. The record is from RefSeq and is a predicted model, not a curated record. Lineage: Eukaryota; Metazoa; Chordata; Hyperoartia; Petromyzontiformes; Petromyzontidae. Gene Ontology annotation, biological process: heart contraction; cardiac muscle tissue development.